Messenger RNA from Falco peregrinus (peregrine falcon), 2603 nucleotides. It is a transcript of the gene CLEC19A, whose product is annotated as C-type lectin domain containing 19A. Bases 16 to 585 code for a protein of 189 amino acids. NCBI's taxonomy places the organism in Eukaryota, Metazoa, Chordata, Aves, Falconiformes, Falconidae. The record is from RefSeq and is a predicted model, not a curated record. The transcript is spliced from 5 exons. Gene Ontology annotation, molecular function: signaling receptor activity.
CCGCGCUCCCCGGCCAUGGGCGCCGGGCGGGUGGCCGCGCUGGUGGGCGCGCUGGUGGGCGCGCUGCUGGGCGCCCAGGCCUUCCCCCAGACCAACAUAAAGAUCAGCCAAGCCAUGCCGGAGCCUGUCCAUGCCUACUCCUGCCCGCUCUUCUGGACAGAGUACGAAGGCCAUUGCUACCGGUACUUCCCCAUCAACAAAACCUGGGCUGAAGCCGACCUCUAUUGUGCCGAGUUCUCCAUUGGCAUCAGAUCAGCCAAGCUGGCCUCCAUCCACAGCUGGGAAGAAAACGUCUUUGUGUACGAUCUAGUGAACAGCCGUGUGCCGGGCAUCCCCACUGACAUCUGGACGGGACUCAAUGACCUGCGGCAGGAGGGUCACUUCGAGUGGACGGACGGCUCCUCCUAUGACUACCACUACUGGGACGGCAGCCAGCCCGACGACGGCAUCCACUCCAUCCCGGAGGAGGAGGACUGCGUGCAGAUCUGGUACAGGCACAGCAGCGCGCUGCGCUCCUGGAAUGACAACGCCUGUGGCAGAGCCUUCCCUUUCGUCUGCAAGAUCCCCUCGCUGGCCCUGGACUGAGGCUGCUGGAACUGCCCGUGCCCCCCCCCCCUGCCCCCCCCAUUUUGGGUCACCUCUCCAGCCGUGCCAGGGAAGAGCGGCCAGGACACGGCACGGGUGGCCAGAGCUGAGUGUCGGCACCCCCAGGCAGACCCUGGCAGCAGAGUCCCUCCGGGGAGUGCCACGGGGACAAGCCCAGCACUCACCCUCCCCACGGGCAAACGGCGACAGGAGCUGCGCUGAGCGGCAAGGAGCCCUCCAGCCUGAGCCUGCCUUUGGGUUUCACAUCAGCCGUUGCAGCACAUUAGAGGAAACCCAUGAUUUUACCAAGGCACCAAACUUUGCACCAAAAAAUUGCCGAGGAAACCCAUGAUUUUUACCAAGGCACCAAACUUAGCACCAAAAAAUCGCUGUGUGUACGAAAUGGUUUUGUCCGUUGGUCUGUGAAGAGUGGAGGAAAUGUGUUAUUUUCUGUUAAGUUAUGCAAAAUGCCUCUUGUGCCUGUGAUUUUUCUCUCCGCUAAAAUAAACGGCAAAUAACAGGUGGAGGCUCCUCUGUUUCUGGUGCCCAAGUGGCAGCAGCUCCCCGGGGACCUGGGGUCUCGUGCGGAAGGAGCUGGAUUUACCCCAGCCUGCUCUGUAUUGGAAAGGUGCGUUGAGGCAAAGCAGAUGCCUGGGAAAGUACAUUUUAUGGAUUCCCAACUGAUUUUGGGGGUCCCUGCAGCAGCCUGCGUGCACACCCUGCCCUUCACCCGGUCCCAGCCAGCCCCGCGGCUGGGGUGUAUGGGGCCACUGGGCACCCCCAGCUCCGUAACACCCCUGCCCGCAGCAGGUGAGCAGGAUUUGGCCCUGGCUGCUUUGGGCUGGCCGAAUUACAGGGAGGGCGGGUGAAGGGCUGAUGUGCACCAGCUGGGGGUCAGCCCGGGGGGUUCCCCGGGUCAGGGGAGCUCACUGCUCUCGGUGCAGCCCUGGUUCCUAGUGAGACUGUGCUCUUCCCUGUAGUCGUUGCUGAUGUCCUGUUCUGCGCUGGCACCACAGAGGUACUUUCAUCUUCCAGGUAAAUGAUUUUUGGUGAUGUAUGUGGUGAUGGCAGCCCCAGUGUGCCUUGAGUUGCUCAGCAGUGAGAUGGGACCUUCUUCCUUGCAUGUGGGUGAAUUUGCAGGGCUUGGGUGCUAGUGGGGGUGCGAUGGUGCCAGGGCCCGAGGGAAGCGCAGCACUAUCGAGGCAAAAACAUGCUGCUGCUUCAGGGGAUGUGGCUGCAAGGGCACUGCUGAACCCAGUCCAAUGCAGCAAAUCCAGUGCUUGCCAGAGAGCCCCUUGCAGUGUGACCUCUGGUCCCACGCAGCUCUGUGGCAUCCAGGUGGCUUUGCAGGUUUCUGCCUCCCCCUCCAGCCCCUUGCCGUCUCUUGGGAGUGAUGUGUCCCUUUUGUCCCCACUCCGGCAAAGCCCCAGGGUCUCACAGCCCCAGAGCAGCUGGGACAGCCCUGGGCUGCCCCAUCUCAGCCACUGCCUGCAGAGAUGAGUAAAGCAUCCUCAUAAAAUUGUCUGAUCUCCCUUGAUGUCACCAUCUUAGAAACAUAAAAUUUCAAAACUAAGACUUUCCAGAGCGAUUACACUGGUUACAAUGAGGGAAAUGACUGAGGCUCUGCUGGGAGCUGCUUCCUUGGGUGUCAGCACAGCUUUCAGCUAAAAUGUGCUCCUGCCUGGAGAGAAACUGCAGUACUUAGUGGGGGUAAUGGUGGUGUAAGUGGAACAUAUGUGUUGCAGCAAGUUUCUUAAAUAAGGAUAUACUGUCAUGCCUGAUUAUGUAUUUUUAUAUAUAUAUGAACAUUUUAUAUAAAUGGAUAAUACAUAUAAAUAAAACUGUAUUAUUUUUAAGGGAUUACAUAUAUAAAUAUAUACACACUGACUGUAUAUUUAUAUGGAACGUAAGCGCUUUGCAUAGUUUUCAGUCCUGGGCAGCAGACAGCAUUGAAUGGGGUUUCUAGAGGCUUUUGCUUCAUCUGAAAACAAUAAGCUACAUAUGGAUGAUAACAGUAU